Molecule: messenger RNA, 1422 nt
Organism: Momordica charantia (bitter melon)
Lineage: Eukaryota; Viridiplantae; Streptophyta; Magnoliopsida; Cucurbitales; Cucurbitaceae
Product: Transport protein particle (TRAPP) component
Biological process (GO): endoplasmic reticulum to Golgi vesicle-mediated transport
Cellular component (GO): TRAPPIII protein complex; TRAPPI protein complex; TRAPPII protein complex
Source: RefSeq, a predicted model, not a curated record
UUCGAUUCGAUUUGACUAUCAAAGCGAACCGUCUUCUCAUCUCAGGACUCAGAUCUCACCUCUCAGCAUCGCUCUCACGCCUCACGGAAGCUUCCUCAAUCUCACCUCUCGCUUCUCUCACGGUCUCCUUCUCACAUCUCUCACUUCCUCGUCCGCCGUCGGUCGUGGUUCGCCGUCCUCCUCCUUCUCCUUCUCAAUCUCACGAUCUUCUCUUACUCUCUUGCCUCUCGCCCGCCGCUGCCCUCCGUCGUGGUUCGCCGUUCGCCUGCCGUCACUCUCCGUCGUCUUCGCCUCGAGGUACUUGUCUACACUCGGAGGGAUUUCGAAGAAUCCUUCCCUCGGGAAACAGGGAAUCAUGAUUGGAGUUGGGAAGAUGAAGCAGUACUCUAAUGUCCUCGACAAACCUCUCAGCAAGGGCAAACAAGAGGUGAGUUUGAGUGCGUUUGCAUUCUUGUUCUCCGAACUUGUGCAGUACAAUCAGACUCAGGUUGACAAUAUUGCCGAGUUAGAACGGAGGUUGGAGGAUGCAGGCUAUGCAGUUGGUGCCCGAGUGUUGGAACUCUUUUGUCACCGAGAGAAGGGAAACAGAAGGGAGACACGAUUAUUAGGCAUUCUGUCAUUUGUACACAGCACAGUGUGGAAGGUUUUGUUUGGAAAGGUUGCUGACUCACUUGAGAAAGGCACUGAGCAUGAAGAUGAGUACAUGAUCAGUGAAAAGGAGCUUCUCGUCAAUAGAUUUAUUUCAAUUCCGAAAGACAUGGGAGCAUUUAACUGCGGAGCUUUUGUUGCUGGCAUAGUAAGAGGUGUUUUAGACAGUGCUGGGUUUCCAGCUGUUGUAACGGCACAUUUUGUUCCAGUGGAGGGGCAACAACGACCACGGACGACUAUCUUGAUUAAAUUUGCAGAAGAGGUAUUAACAAGAGAAGCAAGAUUAGGUUGAUAUUGUCAAAAGUAAGAAAGAUCAGAUUAUGUUCUAAUGCCUUCAGCAUUGUAAUAUUGGACAAUGGUGAGUUUCUUUUUGGUCCAUGAACAAAUAUAGAUUUUCACCUGCUAUCUGUGCAGUCAAGAUGCAAGGCAUUUUUUUCGCUCCUCAAUUUCUAUACUUGAUGGCAAUAAUCAUGCAGUUUAAUGUGAGAAAAAAUGAGUCGAGAAACGAAAAGAUUUCAUAGUACUGUGAAGUUGUCUGUAAGAGCUUUGAAUGGCUUAAUCAGGCUGGUGGCGGUGUUUGUGAAAUGUGAAUGCUUGAACCAGUCGGAUCCAAAUUAUUAUCUUACAAAUAGAAGCUUUUGUCACUAAUUUUGUCAAUAGUUGAACUUGUAUUAAAUUUAUAACCCACUAUGUUGGUUAUGCGUCUAUGCUUAAUGUAAAUUUUAUGUGAAGAAAUUGUUUUGAAUAAUAUUUAUUACGAAUUAUUGGUACAAA